Molecule: messenger RNA, 1031 nt
Organism: Solanum tuberosum (potato)
Lineage: Eukaryota; Viridiplantae; Streptophyta; Magnoliopsida; Solanales; Solanaceae
Product: protein Dr1 homolog
Exons: 6
Coding region: 378-854 (158 amino acids)
Molecular function (GO): protein heterodimerization activity
Source: RefSeq, a predicted model, not a curated record
AAUGUUUGAUUCCCAAAAUAAAAAUCAUCUUUUUCCCCCAAAUCUCAUUUUUCAAGAAGAAAACUAUAUAAAGAAAUGAAUCAUAUUUAUCAUCACCCGAUUCUCUGACGCGCCCAACUCUUACGUGUAGGCCACGACCCAAUCAGCAUUCAGGCAUUGUGGGCCCCGCGUCGUUCUGAAGGCCACCUCCCUCAUUGGUAUCCGCCGUUGAAUUGAGAAAAUUUGCCCUAGUCAUCUGGGAAACUCCUCUAUAUUCCACCAUGAACCACCGUUCGCGAUUCCGAUCACCUCCGUCUAUCUCGAUUCUACAUCUUCUAAUCGGCUGCGAUCGUCAUUCUCUUUCAGAUCUGACGAUUUUGUAAUUUGUAAGGGUUAGCAUGGAACCUAUGGACAUUGUCGGUAGAACGAAGGAGGAUGCUUCACUUCCCAAAGCAACUAUGACAAAAAUUAUUAAAGAAAUGUUGCCCCCAGAUGUCCGUGUUGCUCGAGAUACUCAGGAUCUUUUGAUUGAUUGUUGUGUAGAGUUCAUUAAUCUAAUCUCAUCAGAAUCAAAUGAAGUUUGUAAUAGAGAAGAGAGACGGACAAUUGCACCAGAACAUGUACUAAAGGCUUUGGAGGUUCUUGGCUUUGGGGAAUAUAUUGAAGAAGUUUAUGCUGCAUAUGAACAACACAGACUAGAGACUGUGGACACAGUGAGAGCAGGGAAGUGCAGCAAUGUCGCUGAAAUGACUGAAGAAGAAGCACUAGCCGAGCAACAGAGGAUGUUUGCUGAGGCUCGUGCUAGGAUGAAUGGCGGUGUUACAGUUCCCUCAAAACAGCCUGAUUCAGAAGUGGACCAAAACUUGAAUAACUAAUUUUAGGACUUCCUUGUUUUCUGUAGGCAAAGUACAUUUGACUCUUUUUUUUUUAUAAGUAGUUUUGCUUUUGUGUUAUGUACAAAAAGCUCCUGCCAGUGCUAGUUAUGUGGACUCUCCUUUAAUUUGUACUUGUCUCCAUAUAUUGUGUAAUUAAUGAGAAGAAUUAUCUACAUU